UGUCUGCAAAAAUAUGCAGAGAAAAGCGGAGCAGAAAACCCUGAUCUCCUGAGGUCAACUAAAUUAAGAAAACAGGUUGCCACACUCUGCCAACUGCUGGAUCUGAGUGAACAAGAGCUAGAACAAGUUGCAAGGUUCAUGGGGCAUGACCUCAGAGUCCACCGUGACUUUUACAGACAGACAGACAAAACAUUUCAAAUUGCCAAGAUAAGCAAGCUUCUAUUUGCAAUGGAACAAGGCGCCUCCACCUUCAAGGGAAAGAACCUUGAUACAAUUGAUCCUUCUGUCUGUGGUACAUGUCCCACGUCGACUUCUGAGAGUGUCCCACAGAGAGAAAGGAAACAAGUUAACGAGGUGGAUGAAGAUGGAGGUUCUGACUUCUUCUCCCCCAAAAGGAGACUGGAGCCCCUCAGUAAAGAUGGGAGUUCAGGUGUAGAUGAUCAGAGUCCAGGAAAAAGCCUGGUGCUGAGGCCCUCACAGAAGAAGAAAAGAUGUAAAAAGUCCAAGACAGUGGAAGCAAUGGAUGGAGAUUCUGACCUCUUCUCCCCCAAAAGGAGACUGGAGCCCCUCAGUGAGGAUGGGAGUACAGGUGUAGAUGAUCAGAGUCCAGGAAAAAGCCUGGUGCUGAGGCCCUCACAGAAGAAGAAAAGAUGUAAAAAGUCCAAAACAGUGGAAGCAAUGGUGCCACCCAUAGUAAAGGUGAAGAGACCAUGGAGUGAAGCAGAGAGGAGUGCGGUAAACAAACACAUGGCAAAGUUUAUUGCUGAGCGCCGCGUUCCAGGUAAAGAACACUGCAUGUGAUGCAUAAAAGAGGAGGAAGCCUGAUCAUGGAAGGAUGUAAAGAACUUUGUGUACAACACAAAUGUCACAUUAAACCGGAGGAGUGCUACAAGUCAGCUUCACUUUUGACAAUCUUUAUUGUGCAAUGUAAUGUUAUGUUCUAGUUGAUGUCUGCUGCAGUUCUUUUGAUGCUUUGUGCAGUAGUGUUCAAGUGGUGUUUCAAAACCUAGAAAUAAGGGUUGGGCAUCGUUUGGAUAUUAAUGAUUCUGAUUCCAAUUCCGAUUCUUUCUUCUGAUUCCGGUUCUCAUCGA
This is a messenger RNA of Perca flavescens (yellow perch), 1091 nucleotides long. RefSeq lists its product as uncharacterized. The record is from RefSeq and is a predicted model, not a curated record. The coding region runs from base 139 to 801 and encodes 220 amino acids. Lineage: Eukaryota; Metazoa; Chordata; Actinopteri; Perciformes; Percidae. The transcript has 7 exons.